Messenger RNA from Callorhinus ursinus (northern fur seal), 396 nucleotides. RefSeq names its product histone H2B type F-M-like. NCBI's taxonomy places the organism in Eukaryota, Metazoa, Chordata, Mammalia, Carnivora, Otariidae. Gene Ontology annotation, cellular component: nucleosome. Gene Ontology annotation, molecular function: DNA binding; protein heterodimerization activity; structural constituent of chromatin. The record is from RefSeq and is a predicted model, not a curated record.
AUGGCUGAGCCUGGCUGUGAGACCUCCUCUGAGGAAAGCCUGAGCAUGGAGGAGCCCAAGGCAGUGGACCCGAAGAGCCUGAAGCAGGAGCAGCCGAGGUGCCAAUACUGCCGCUGCCCCAACAGUUUCACCACCUACUUCCCCAGGGUUCUGAAGCAGGUUCACGAGGGCCUGAGCCUCUCGCAGAAGACCGUGAGCACCUUGGAUUCGUUCGUCAAGGACAUCUUCGAGCACAUCGCGGAUGAAGCCUCUCGCCUGGCCCGCUCCACCAAGCGCUCCACCAUCACCUCCAGGGAGAUCCAGACAGCCGUGCGCCUGCUGCUGCCAGGAGAGAUUGGCAAGUUCGCCAUGUCCGAAGCCAGCAAGGCCAUCAUCAGGUACACUUUCCGCCAAUGA